CGUUUAGCAGGCAAAAUGGCGACGAAAAUGACACUUCUUCUUGCCGGCGUUGUUAUUAUGGCUACCCACUGUGAUGGAUUCUAUGUACCAGGAGUAGCUCCUGUAGAAUUUAACAGAGAAGAGGUGGUAGAAGUUAGGGCUGUCAAAAUGACCAGUGUAAAAACACAGCUGCCAUUUGACUACUAUUCAUCACCAUUCUGUGAACCUCUAGGUGGAAAAGACUAUAAAGCAGAAAAUCUUGGAGAAGUUCUUAGAGGUGACAGAAUUGUAAACACUCCCUACCAAAUCCAGAUGGCUACACCAAAAGGAUGUUCUGUUCUCUGCGAUCAGAAGACCUUCUCUGAAAAACAAUCAAAAGAAAUGGCAGAGAGAAUUAAACAUUCUUACUUUGUUCAUUUGAUAGUAGACAAUCUCCCUUGUGCUACAAAGUUUGAAUUAAUGGAGACUGGACAAAUACAGUAUGAACAUGGGUAUAGACUGGGAUUUGAAAAAGAUAAUGUGGCUUAUAUAAACAAUCAUUUGAAGUUUGUGUUGAAGUACCACUCAGAUGACCAGUUGACAUACAGAGUUGUAGGAUUUGAAAUUGAAGCAAAAAGUGUGGGUAGCAAAAACUAUGAUAAAGAAGCAGAUGGUAAAUGUAAAAUUAAAGAUGCAGCUCCACAACCAAUCAAUGAGAAAGGUCCAACUGAGAUUUUGUUUACCUAUGAAGUUGAAUGGCACCAAAGUGAUAUUCGUUGGGCUUCUAGAUGGGAUAUCUACCUAACAAUGAGUGAUGUACAGAUUCAUUGGUUCUCUAUCAUCAAUUCUGUUGUUGUUGUCAUAUUUCUGUCAGGUAUUUUGACUAUGAUCAUGGUGAGAACAUUGAGAAAGGAUAUUGCAAAAUACAACAGAGAAGAUGAUUUGGAGGAAACAUUAGAAGAAACUGGUUGGAAGUUGGUUCAUGGGGAUGUUUUCAGACCACCAAAACACACCAAGCUUUUGUCAUCUCUUAUUGGUGCUGGUGUACAGAUAUUUUCCAUGGCAGUCAUCACAAUAUUUUUUGCCAUGUUAGGAAUGUUAUCACCAGCAUCAAGAGGAGCCCUAAUGACUGCUGCAAUUUUCUUGUUUGUUUUUAUGGGUGUCUUUGCUGGUUUCUUCUCAGCCAGGCUGUAUAAAACAAUGAAAGGAUUACAGUGGAAAAAGUCAGCCAUACAGACUGCCACCUUGUAUCCAGGAAUCAUGUUUGGUACUACAUUUUUGUUGAACUUUUUCAUCUGGGGAAAACAUUCAUCGGGAGCUCUGCCAUUUACAACCAUGUUAGCCCUGUUGUGUAUGUGGUUUGGUAUUUCUACACCUUUAGUAUUUUUGGGCUACUACUUUGGGUACAGAAAGCAGCCAUAUCAACAUCCAGUUAGAACCAAUCAGAUUCCACGACAGGUACCAGAACAACAAUGGUACAUGAAUCAUUGGAUUGGGGUAUUAAUGUCAGGAAUAUUACCUUUUGGAGCUAUGUUUAUAGAACUUUUCUUCAUUUUCUCAGCAAUCUGGGAGAAUCAAUUUUACUACCUGUUUGGUUUCCUGUUCUUAGUAUUUAUAAUCCUUGUAAUCUCAGUAUCACAGAUUUCCAUUGUUAUGUCAUAUUUCCAGCUGUGUGGGGAGGACUACCAUUGGUGGUGGAGAUCCUUCAUUGUGUCAGGUGGUUCAGCUAUUUAUGUAUUAGCAUACUCUGUAUUUUAUUUCUAUACAAAGUUAGAGAUUACAGAAUUCAUACCUACAUUACUGUACUUUGGCUACACAUUUUUGAUGGUUGUAACUUUCUGGAUCUUAACUGGAACAAUAGGAUUCUAUGCUGCAUAUUUCUUCAUUAGGAAAAUCUACGGGGCAAUUAAAAUAGAUUAAUGUUUGGAAUAUGUUAGUAUUCUAUGUAGGAGUUCUAUAUAGACUGUCAAGGAGUUUAAAUAUAAAAUGGGAAAUGUGUCGAGAAGAAAGAACUGAUUACCAGUCUAGAGUAUUCUUGAACAAAGACUGAGAUAUGUAGGAAGUUGUGGUAAUAAUCAUCAACAUAGAAACUGCUUGGAAUUAAAAGUAUACUGUAUAUGUUGUAUUGCAUAUACAGUUAAAGCCUUUUUCUAUGUGGAGAAUAAUACUUGGGUUAUUGUAAACUAUAAUGUGUACAUUUAUAUUGAUUUAAUUUUCAUUGUCACAUUUCAUUUGUAAUUUAACUUAAUUUUUAGACAUAUGAUAUGUAUCUGAUGCAUAAACACAAAAAACAUUUUAGUAGUAAAAAAUAAUUGAAAUUGGAUUUCAAAGCAGAUAUAAAAUUAUUGAGUGGAUUAAAAUUUAUAUUUUAUCCAGUGACUUCCAUAUGAAUUCUUUUAUGUUCCCGGUAUUUUUAAAGAACUGCUUUGUUUUCAAAUGUCAACACUGUUGUAUAAAAAUGAAUGACUUGGUAAUAUAUUUGUUUAACUAAUAUCUGUGAUAAUUAUGAAACUCCUUUGUACAAGGUGGAACACUUGCAAUCAAAGUUGAACAUACUUGCUGAUGAACUGACAAGGAUGAACAUUUACUGGCAUUGUAGAGUGCCCCAUAAUGUCAGGUACAAAUUAGUUCUUGGAUGGAAAUUGCUUUUUCUGUUUUCUCUCUUUUAUAGAAAUAAUGAAUUUUUGUAUGAUUUGGUAGAAAUGUGUUCUUCAUAUUACUGAACUUUUUAACCAGUUUUGAUUGGUUGUCUAUUGAUUUCUAACUACCAAUUUCUAUUUUGUGACUUACUGGACUAACAUUUUUUUUAUGAAAUCAUUUUCUCUUCAUCUUUUUUUAUGUCUAAGCUGAUGUGUUCUGAUUUUGUAUGUUUUUCAUUCAAGGAGUUUAUAUUUGGAAUAUUCUGGUGUUUGUUAUUGGCCAUGUUUUUAAAAAACAAUACAUGAAUGUGAAUCCAUACUCAUAAUGGAUCUUGUCUUAGCCAAACCCUGCAUAAACAAUACCUCUCUUCACUGAGCUCUUGUAACAGGACGUACAGAGGAUAUUAUCUUGUAAUAUAACCUGUGUAAACAGAACACCUGUCUUAUCAGAACAAAAGUUUCAAAUGUGUUUGGUUAAGACUUGUUUCACUGUCUAUAUGGUUUUGAUAUUGUAAUAUGUGCUGCCAACACGUGUUUGCUUGAUUAGAAAUUAUUUUAGAAAUUGCUAGUUCCCAAUAAACUUAUGCUUGUAUGGUAUAUAACUUGUGUCUGUGUGAAAUCCAUUAUAUCACUAACGUUUCAUGCCUUUAGUUUUUUAAAGUAUUUUAGAGUAAUAACAAACAUCCAUCAUUUAAGAUAUUGGUUUGAAGGUGGAAAUUAUUGAUUGUAAAAUGUGGGUAUUAUUUGUAUAUAUAUAUCAUAUAUGAGGGGAUCAUAAUGUCCUAUAAGUUUGUUGAAAGGGGAUGUAUGUACUUACAUUGAUCAGAUAAUAUUGUUGCAUUCUUUAGAGUUUAUCUGCAAUGGCAUGUCCAACAACAGUCUGGCUAGUUUGCUUACCAUGUUUUGUAAGGAAGUUUGCUCAUGCUUUGCUAAUGAAAAUAACCGAUUACAAUGUCCAAUCAAAUGUCAGUAUGCUUAACAUAUAACUAGAAUUAAACUCAUGUCAAUGUCUGCCAGUGUCUUAUUUUAUUUGUAUGCUUGAUCCAACUGUCUGGCAAGGUUGGCAGGUAAAAUAACCAAAUUUUUGUUGAAUGUGCUAUUGAAGUGGACCUCCAUUGUGUAAUUGUGUACAGUGCAUGAAACUGAUGCAUUGUUUUCUUGUUUUGAAAGGUGUAGAAUGUGAGUUUGGGAUACUAAUAUUGUUAUUUCUAUUUAAGUAAUUUCGUGUUCAUUGUAGCAGGCUGACUCUUCUUGGUGCAAAUUUUAUUGACAGCAGUUUUUUUUAUUAGAAUGUUACAAUAGUUUUUAAUACUCUCAUAUCUUUUGAAAUCAAAGCAGCUUAUAAGUCUUAUCUUGUAUGAUAAAAGAUCUAAGAUAACUUGUGAAUUAAUUUAAACAGAGUUGCCUGUUUGCAAUAACAUUUGUAUUAAGUAGGGAAAUUUAAGUGGUAUAACCUCCAUAUGCAUAUGCAGAAUUUUUUUCAAUAGACUAUAAUGGUGCUAUUAGUUUCUUGUGAAUUAUGUGCCCAUAGUAUAUUGAAUACAUGAAAUUUAAAUGAUUUUUUCGUGUAGAACAUUAACAGUAGAACUCUUAAGUUAUAAAACUAUAGAUAGCAAUUAUUUAACAGAUAUCUUCAUGACAAAAAAUUGACAUCUUUAUGAAUGUUAUUUUUAUUUAUUUAUGGCACAGAUGUGAAUUAGCGCUACCUUGCACUAUAAGGAAAAAUUAAUUUUUCAAGACAUAAUAAAACAUUUUUUUUCACUAGUACACCUGUUGUAAAGUUUGUUUUUUGGACAAUCUGUUCUAAAUUUUCAGUUUUUGAUAAACUUUCUAACAAUUCAUUUUGUUAUGCCUUCUGUAAAGCAAUAUUUAUCAAGGACAGAAUAAUAUGUAAAAAAACUUAAAGACAAAACCAAUAAAAACACUAUUUGUAGACUUAGUGCAAAAACCACGAAAUCAAACAUCCCGGAAAAUACAAUUUUUCUUCAAUCUGCAAAAAUUGGUACCCAUGAAAAUGGAUAAAGACAUAUUUUCAAAAUGUUUCUAGAGAGCAUAUAGAUUUAUUUACCUAACAUGUUUAUACAAGAAAGUAUAAGGAUAAACAAAGUUACAAGUACACGUCUAUAGAUGUAAGAAAAUCACAUUCCAUUUGUGCCAUGUAUUUGUCUAUGUAAGAUAGUCAUGCAUGUUGUAUUGAGGAUUUAAGUUAUAUUUUGUAUGUUUGAGGAAUAUAUGAUUGAUAUUUGUUAUAUUAUGAAUCUGAUUGUAAAAUAUUAAAGACUUAUUACAUUU
This is a messenger RNA of Mytilus californianus (California mussel), 4889 nucleotides long. RefSeq names its product transmembrane 9 superfamily member 4-like. Lineage: Eukaryota; Metazoa; Mollusca; Bivalvia; Mytilida; Mytilidae. The transcript is spliced from 22 exons. The record is from RefSeq and is a predicted model, not a curated record. The coding region runs from base 16 to 1878 and encodes 620 amino acids. Gene Ontology annotation, cellular component: membrane. Gene Ontology annotation, biological process: protein localization to membrane.